Messenger RNA from Postia placenta MAD-698-R-SB12, 1310 nucleotides. RefSeq lists its product as hypothetical. The coding region runs from base 150 to 1310 and encodes 386 amino acids. The transcript has 3 exons. The record is from RefSeq and is a predicted model, not a curated record. NCBI's taxonomy places the organism in Eukaryota, Fungi, Basidiomycota, Agaricomycetes, Polyporales, Adustoporiaceae.
CGCUCGACGGCAGUGCUCUGCCCUUACUGUGCGAUAUAUCCUGACGCUCGCAGCGCGCUCUGCCCCUAUACUUCAGCGCCGACGACCUUGACGUGCCUUGAUCAUUCCGUCAUUUCCGCCAUAACGCCGGAGAUAGACACCUUACAACUAUGUCUACCAUGAGCAGCCCCCGCCUGCUUUCUCCGGACUCCGUUUCUUCCUACGACUACAUUUCCGCGCGAUCGCAUACGGAAAGCUACGGCGUGCGCAGUGCGAGCGAUGGUGUAUCACCUGCAUCCGACAUGGACGAGAUCGUAUGGUCCGUCUCGGACCUCUCGCUCUCGUCGAUGUCGAUCUCCGGGGCGUUCUCGCAGCGCAGCACGGGCGCACGUUCGCCCUCGACUUUCUCCGACGACUACAUCGUGCUCAGCAGGGCCAGGUCGCCCGUCCUGUCCCACGCGUCUGCAUCAUCCAGUAGGGUCUCGUCGGACGUCACCCGCGCGAUUGAGAGGGAGCUGAACGCCGCCAUCUCCGCGCUCUCGCUCUCGCGCACGCCGCCGAGGGACACCGCCGGUGCCCCUGCGGGUCCUACCCGAUUCGACCUCCGCCGUGCAGUGGGCAUCCCCACGGCCGCUUCGCCCGCCCCUGCAGCGGCGUCCUCGAAGAAGGCGAAGAAGCAGAAGGCCGCGGAGCAUGUCGUUGGAGCUUCAGCGAGGGCAGCCAAGAAGGAAAGGAAGAGGCUCAAGAACGCUCAGGAAAAGCAAGUCUCCAUUCCUGAGGCCUCUUUGCCCAGUCCGCCUCCAUCGCCCAGCAGGGGGGCCAAUAAUGUCCCGGCCGCGGUAGCUCCCUCCACUUCGCCCGCUUCGACGUCCGGUCUCGGCGAGCGCGCCAUUGUGGACGACGUUUCGGAAGCCGGCGAUUCCACUGUAGACGUAGUAACGUAUCGCGACGCCACCGCCUACAUUACAACCUUUUUGAAGAAUCCGACGUCAAAGCCAGGUUCGAAGAACCUGAAAUUACAUCAGGCCCUCAUCAUUGAGCUCGGACUCUGUCCCUCGGCGCUGCUGCCCUCCCUACGGAACACCGUUCCCUUCCCCUCGCUGCCUUCGCUCCCUCAUUCCCUCCGUGCUGCUAAGAACCUGUUGAAGUCGCAGGCCUUUGUGAACGUGCGUGACUACCUCGCCGUGCGCGAGGAAGGCCUUGAGGCACUGCGCCGGGUAAUGCAUCCGAACCGCGGCUCUCUCAUGCGCGAGGUGCGCUCCGGGCGGCGCCUGCCGGUGAAGACCAUCAAGGACGCAGGACUUAACGUCCUCCUUGUGCAGUGCUUCUGA